AUGAAGCAAGAACGCGCAACUCUCCCAACACCUAACUCGACAGACUCGUUCUGGCACACCGAACCGAAUGAGUUCCUGAUCGGCCACCGCACAACGGAGGAAUUGCCUGCUGAGGCUGACAUCGUUAUUGUGGGGUCUGGAAUAACGGGCACAAAUGCAGCUAGGUAUCUCUCGGAGGAUCAGAGAGCUGCCGGUAAGAGCAUCGUUCUGCUCGAGGCCCGAGAGGCAUGUUGGGGCGCUACAGGAAGGAAUGGUGGACACUGCCAGCCCCUCCUCUUCGACCGAAGUAGCGAUGUAGCCGAGUUCGAGCUCAAGAACGUCGCUGCGGUGCGAUCCUACAUUCAGGACAACAACGUGCCUUGCGAGUGGCGCGACGUAACUGGCUGCCGCACGUUCUGGACUGAAGAGGCGAUGAGCGAGGCUGAGAAGGAAAUCGAACAUCUCAGGAAAACAUCACCUGAAAUCGCACGCCAUGUUACCAUCCUCAAGGAAAAGGAGGAAUUUAAGAAGCACCGUGUCGCACCCGACUGUGUUGGAUUGACACUAAGUGAAGGAGCCGCGAGUCUAUGGCCGUACAAGCUAGUUACCUUCAUGCUCGAGAAGCUCGUUAAGAACGGCCAGCUCAACCUACAGACCAAGACUCCCGUCACCGAAAUUACCUCGUCAAACAGCACGCACACUCUCCACACGCCCCGCGGCACCAUCAGCAGCAAGACCGUCAUUCUCGCGACCAAUGGCUACACAUCAGCUCUCCUACCCCACUUCGCCGAUCUCAUUGUGCCCUGUCGUGGAGAGAUGUCAGCCCUGAUCCCACCCGCAGGAAUGACGCUCUUGCCAAACUCGUACGGCAUGGUUGCGGCUCUAGGCCAACCAGCCAACAACGACGACUACCUCAUUCACCGUCCAUUUGAGGGCGUUCCAAACCCUGGUGGUCAUCUGAUGUUUGGUGGCGGCCGCGGAGCAGGACAUUAUCCAAGCAUAGGCGUUUCUGAUGACGCUGUAAUUGAUGAAGGCUCUGCUGCAUACCUUCGCGGUGCGCUGUUGAAGGUUAUGGAGCUAGGUGGGCAGACGGAAGGUCUGAAUGAGCUUAAAGCUGCCGCACAGUGGACUGGCAUCAUGGGUUAUUCGCGUGAUGAUCACCCAUGGGUUGGUAAGGUGCCGGGCAAUGAAGGCUUGUGGCUCGCCGGUGGAUACACAGGACACGGUAUGCCGAACGGCACAUUAUGUGGAAAGGCCAUUGUCGACAUGGUACUCGGUGAGAUGGACGGCUCCGACCUGACCGCUGUACACGAGGAGAUGGUUCGAAAGGGCGAUAUGCCCAAGAGCUACAUCCUGACAAAAGAAAGGAUCGAUCGAGCAAGACAGAUGCUCACAGUACAGCAACAGGAUGCACAGGGAGUACAUAUGAACGGUGUUGUAUAG
Molecule: messenger RNA, 1422 nt
Organism: Alternaria burnsii
Lineage: Eukaryota; Fungi; Ascomycota; Dothideomycetes; Pleosporales; Pleosporaceae
Product: fad dependent oxidoreductase
Exons: 2
Coding region: 1-1422 (473 amino acids)
Cellular component (GO): cytoplasm
Molecular function (GO): oxidoreductase activity
Source: RefSeq, a predicted model, not a curated record